UCCAGCGCUCGUCUGAUGCUGGCACUAGGUGCGCAUAGUCCGGUGGGUUUUGUUUUUCCGCUACUUGCGCUUUUUUCAUUUUGAAAAUGAGACUUGUUUAAAUGUUUGCAAAUCUUAUUUGAAAAAAAAAGAACGUGUCUCAAUGAAAAUUUCUCCACCAUAAUUUGAGCUAUGGAUGAAGUGGUACGCAGAGGUUCGGUUUGGGAAUAAAACUUGGGUUGUGCGCUGCCGUGACCCGUCCGUGAUGUCCAUGCUUGGAUAGAAACCCUUUUGGUCUGCCAUGAUCCCAAAACUCCCGGCGAGUUUUCCUGGAAAACCAUGGACCACCGAAAGAGACUCUUCAGCUAUAUUUUCAUCGCGGUUGAGCUUUGUUUGGGCUCAGCCCAAGUCCUCAGAAUUGGUGGCAUUUUCGAGACCAGGGAAAGCGAGUUAGUGAGCAUGGAUGAGCUGGCCUUCAAGUUUGCUGUAAAUAACAUAAAUCGCAAUAAGACCUUGAUGCCCAAUGCAACUCUAACUUACGACAUUCAGAGGAUCAAUGUCUUUGAUGGCUUUGAGGCUUCCAGAAGAGUGUGCGACCAGCUUGCUCUUGGGGUAGUUGCUGUGUUCGGACCCUCCCACAGUUCCUCAGUCAGUGCGGUGCAGUCCAUCUGUAACGCUCUGGAAGUUCCUCAUAUACAGACACGCUGGAAGCACCCAUCGGUGGAAAACAAGGACACCUUUUUCAUCAACCUGUACCCUGAGUAUACAGCCAUCGCCAGGGCCAUCCUAGAUGUGGUUACGUUUUUUAAAUGGAGAAAACUGACAGUGGUUUAUGAGGACAGCACAGGUCUGAUGCGGAUGCAGGAGUUGAUCAAGGCUCCAGCAAAGUUAAACUUGAAGAUCAGGAUUCGGCAGCUCACCCCUGGUAACCAAGAUGCUCGACCGCUGCUGAAGGAACUGAAGAAAGACAGAGAGUUUUUUAUUAUCUUUGACUGUUCUUAUCGCACAGCUUCAGAGCUUCUGAAACAGCUUUCAUCUAUGGGAAUGAUGACAGAAUACUACCAUUUCUUCUUCACAACUUUGGAUUUGUUCGCUCUGGACCUGGAGCCCUACCGUUACAGUGGGGUCAAUAUGACCGGUUUCAGACUGCUUAACUUUGAUGAUCCAUGGGUAGCUUCGACCAUUGACAAGUGGGCCACGGACAGAGUGCAGGGCCCCAAACAGGAGAGUGGUCUAAUGGAAGGAGUCAUGACAACAGAUGCAGCCUUGAUGUAUGAUGCAGUGUACAUGGUUGCUGUCGCGUCGCAGCGGGCCACUCAGAUGACUGUCAGUUCACUGCAGUGUCACCGCCACAAACCCUGGCGCUUUGGACCUCGCUUUAUGAACCUGUUCAAGGAGGCACAGUGGGAUGGACUGACAGGGCACAUUGUUCUUAAUAAGACAGAUGGCCUAAGGAGAGACUUUGAUUUGGAUAUUAUCAGCCUCCAAGAAGAUGGCACUGCCAGAGGUAUUGUGGAGGGCACAAGUCGCCUCACAAAAAGGUGGAUCAAGGUGGCUGUGUGGAACUCAUACAGGGGGAUGAAACUGAUGGAGAAGCCCAACCGGGAAAAGAAUACCAACGUGACGGACUCUCUGGCUAACAGGACGCUGAUUGUCACGACCAUACAGGAAAAUCCUUAUGUGAUGGUAAAAAAGUCAGACAAGGAGCUGGUUGGAAAUGACCGUUAUGAGGGAUACUGCAUGGACCUAUUGAAGGAGCUCUCCAACAUCUUAGGAUUUACAUAUGAAGUCCGGCUGGUGGCAGAUGGGAAGUAUGGAGCCCAAAAUGAUAAGGGAGAAUGGAACGGGAUGGUCCGGGAACUAAUCGACCAUGUCGCAGACCUUGCUGUGGCUCCUCUGACUAUCACCUACGUUCGAGAAAAAGUGAUUGACUUUUCCAAGCCCUUCAUGACUUUAGGAAUUAGCAUCUUGUACCGGAAACCCAAUGGAACCAAUCCCGGCGUGUUCUCCUUCCUUAACCCCCUGUCCCCAGAUAUCUGGAUGUAUGUGCUGUUAGCCUGCACUGGAGUCAGCUGUGUGCUCUUUGUGAUUGCAAGGUUUACACCAUAUGAAUGGUACAACCCACAUGCAUGUAAUCCAUCCUCAACUCUUGUGCAGAACAACUUCACUUUGCUCAACAGUUUCUGGUUUGGCAUUGGAGCACUAAUGCGACAAGGCUCCGAGGUGAUGCCUAAGGCUUUGUCCACACGUAUAGUCGGGGGUAUCUGGUGGUUCUUUACUUUAAUCAUCAUCUCCUCCUAUACGGCCAACCUGGCAGCUUUCCUCACUGUGGAAAGAAUGGAUGCCCCCAUCGACUCCGCAGACGACCUGGCCAAACAGACAAGGAUUGAAUAUGGGGCAGUGAGGGAUGGAUCCACUAUGACAUUCUUUAAGAAAUCAAAGAUUUCCACCUAUGAAAAGAUGUGGGCCUUUAUGAGCAGCAGGAAAACAGCAUUAGUAAAGAACAACAAGGAGGGUAUCACCCGUGUGCUGACAACUGAUUAUGCCAUGCUGAUGGAAUCCACAAGCAUUGAAUACAUCAGCCAAAGAAACUGCAACCUCACACAGAUCGGUGGGCUCAUUGACUCUAAGGGCUAUGGAGUGGGAACACCUAUUGGUUCUCCAUACAGGGACAAAAUCACAAUCGCCAUCCUUCAGCUGCAGGAGGAAGGGAAGCUGCACAUGAUGAAGGAGAAGUGGUGGAGGGGAAAUGGCUGUCCAGAGGAGGACAACAAGGAGGCCAGCGCUCUGGGCGUGGAGAACAUCGGCGGUAUCUUCAUCGUUCUGGCUGCCGGCCUGGUGCUUUCUGUUUUUGUAGCAAUUGGCGAGUUCAUCUACAAGGCCAGAAGGAAUGCCGACAUAGAGGAGUGCAUGUCUUUUAGGGCUGUGAUGGAGGAGUUGGGUAUAUCCCUGCAGUGCUACAAAGGUGUCCGGCAUAGGUCGCAACCACAGAGUGCAUCAAGGUCUCUUUGUGUCUUCUGUCAGCCAAAACGUGCUGCAAAGAGGGAAGGAGGAAGACGAGAUUCCAACACAUGAGCCUUGCAUCCAAAACUUGAUGCAAUCUUCAUCAGAGACUGAAGUUAAUUUGCUUUUUAACGUCUUUGUUUUUUGUGAGCCACACACACACACACAAAAAAAAACUGUUUAUAUUUCCUUCAUUCCCUUUUCUUUAGAUUGAUUGUCUGUGUGGAGCACUAUACUGUGGAUGUAGUUAACUGUAUCAUAGCCCUGUAAAAUCAUCAUUUGUGUCAAAGCAAAGCUCUCUUAUAAGUUACUCCUGGUCCCGUUUUGAACUUAAGCAGUUUGUAGAGUUGAAUCUGCAAACUUUAUAAAGUUGGUGUAAAUGUAAAGUAGCUUUACUGAUUUUCAAAUAAACACAUUUUUUGUUGGUU
Girardinichthys multiradiatus is the source of this 3410-nucleotide messenger RNA. RefSeq names its product glutamate receptor, ionotropic, kainate 1a (gene grik1a). The transcript has 17 exons. The record is from RefSeq and is a predicted model, not a curated record. Gene Ontology annotation, cellular component: plasma membrane; kainate selective glutamate receptor complex; presynaptic membrane. NCBI's taxonomy places the organism in Eukaryota, Metazoa, Chordata, Actinopteri, Cyprinodontiformes, Goodeidae. Gene Ontology annotation, molecular function: kainate selective glutamate receptor activity; transmitter-gated monoatomic ion channel activity involved in regulation of postsynaptic membrane potential. The coding region runs from base 319 to 3054 and encodes 911 amino acids. Gene Ontology annotation, biological process: monoatomic ion transport; modulation of chemical synaptic transmission; synaptic transmission, glutamatergic.